Molecule: messenger RNA, 2069 nt
Organism: Chelmon rostratus (copperband butterflyfish)
Lineage: Eukaryota; Metazoa; Chordata; Actinopteri; Chaetodontiformes; Chaetodontidae
Gene: phkg2
Product: phosphorylase kinase, gamma 2 (testis)
Exons: 11
Coding region: 144-1316 (390 amino acids)
Biological process (GO): protein phosphorylation; glycogen biosynthetic process
Cellular component (GO): phosphorylase kinase complex
Molecular function (GO): ATP binding; calmodulin binding; phosphorylase kinase activity
Source: RefSeq, a predicted model, not a curated record
GCUACAGGCAGUUUCGUGGAAUUCGCACACAGUUAUGGCUUCCAGAUAGACUCCUCGAGCUGAGAUGGCUUUAUUACAGUGAUUCCUUAUUCGCCGUCUCCCUCUUGUCAUUUGAUUGCAUACAUGAUUUAUAUGCUGUCACCAUGACCAAAGACAUAGUUGUUGGAGAUGAAUUGCCAGACUGGGUGGGGGCCAAGGAGUUCUACCAGAAAUAUGACCCUAAGGAGGUGAUUGGCAGGGGGGUGAGCAGUGUGGUGCGCAGGUGUGUGCACAGACACACAGCUCAGGAGCUGGCAGUCAAAAUUAUUGAGAUCACAGCAGAGAAGAUGACUGUUCAGCAGCUGGAGGAGGUGAAAACCUCCACGCUGAAGGAGAUCCAAGUCCUCAACAUGGUGAAGGGACACUCCUCAAUCAUUACUCUCAUCGAUUCGUAUGAGUCCACAACCUUCAUAUUUUUGGUGUUUGACCUCAUGAGGCGAGGAGAGCUGUUUGACUACCUCACAGAAAAAGUUACCUUGAGUGAGAAGGAAACCAGGAGUAUGAUGCGAGCUCUGCUUGAGGCCGUGCAGUACCUCCACUCCCUCAACAUCGUCCACCGGGACUUAAAACCUGAGAACAUCCUCCUGGAUGAUCAGGGACACAUCAAACUGUCCGACUUUGGUUUCUCAGUGCAGCUACAGCCUGGAGAGAAACUUAGAGAGCUUUGUGGGACACCUGGUUAUUUGGCCCCUGAAAUACUGAAAUGUUCGAUGGAUGAAAUGCACGCAGGCUACGGCAAAGAGGUCGAUCUCUGGGCGUGUGGAGUGAUCCUUUUCACCUUACUGGCCGGCUCGCCACCGUUCUGGCAUCGCAAGCAGAUGCUGAUGCUGAGGAUGAUCAUGGAGGGUCGGUACCAGUUCAGCUCCCCAGAGUGGGACGACAGGUCUGACACAGUGAAAGACCUGAUAUCCCGGCUGCUGGUGGUGGACCCAGCCGCCCGUCUCACUGCAGAGCAAGCCUUAGCACAUCCCUUCUUCAGACUGUACCAGAGGGAGGACGUGCGGCUCUUCAGUCCCAGAAAGACAUUUAGGGUGUUGAUAGUCAGCGUUCUGGCCUGUAUCAGGAUGUACAGCCGUUACCGCAGGGCCCGGCCGCUGACUCGGGAGGUGCUGGCCAGAGAUCCCUACUCCCUUCGAGGUGUCCGCAAACUCAUCGACGGCUGCGCCUUCCGCAUCUACGGGCACUGGGUGAAGAAAGGCGAGCAGCAGAACCGAGCCGCCCUCUUUCAGAACACAGCUAAGAUCAUGCUGCUGGGCCUGGAGGACUUUGAAACAUAAAAGGUCAACCUCAUUCCGAACCACAUUGAUUUUUAUUUAAACGUUUGCCUGUGCCGUCGUGUCAGCGUGUGUCUCGUCGUGUUUAAUUUUAAGAUGGGAAAUUCAGGGACCGGGAUGUUUCUAUGCCUUAAUGUGCACUGUGGUUCUGCAAGUUAAAGAUAAGUAUGCACGACUUAAUGUUCCUUAUCUGCCCUUUGAUCCAAGUCUGUGGCUGUCUGAAACUCAUUUUGCAAGAUCAUCAUGUUUGCAGUGCCAGUUUGCAGUAGAGGACACAUUGCACAAUCGUUUGCAAAAAAACAUUGCAUACCCGUACAUUAUGUAUGUUUAGGAUUUUACUUGUUGAUCACUGGUUAUAGGAGAGAAUGUGUUUCUAAGCACCUCAUGGCUGAAGUGAACAUCAAAGCACUGUGAUUAAAUAUUUAAUUAUGUAUUGUAAAGAGGCUAAGUUAUACAGAUAUUCCAGUGUUACAAAUGAGUACCAGAGGGAUUUUGGUAGAGAAUCCUGUAGCUAUCAUGCAUGCAGACAUUCCUCAGUAGGAAACUCACGCACUCUAACUGUGAAGACCAUCUGUGACUGUGUUCCCUAUUAAAACUAACCACCAUUCUCUACUCAGUUCAUUCUUCAGUUCAAUACAUGGCACUUCUCCUGAAAGUGCCUGCCUGAGAAAUGUACAGGAACUGUACAAACACAGGUUUACAUUGUACUGUAUAUGAAGAAAAAAGGUUUUAUUGUCAAUAAAACUAAUGUUCGAG